Schistosoma mattheei is the source of this 1793-nucleotide messenger RNA. The record is from the annotation of a GenBank genome assembly. NCBI's taxonomy places the organism in Eukaryota, Metazoa, Platyhelminthes, Trematoda, Strigeidida, Schistosomatidae.
GCUGAUAUUUGAAAAAAACAUGGCUGUACCUUUUUCGAAUACAACAUUGAGAGUUCCACAUGGUUUUCCAAACUUAUUGGAAGGCUUCGCGAGGGAAGUUUUGAGACACCAACCCAAAGAUAUUUAUGGUUUUGGUGCCAAAUAUUUUGAAGGGUUGCUUUUAAAAAGAGAAGGUUUUAUUGCUAACAUUACAUCAGACUUAUAUUUAGAAACUGGGAUUGAAGAUUUGGCUCAGCUUGGUGCAAAACUAAAUGAUCGGUAUUAUAACAGCGAAGCGUAUUGUACUGGUACGUGCAACAUUAAUAAUGCUGAACAUCAAGAGGCUGCUGUACGUAUUCAAGCAGAAUGUCGUAGACAUUUAGCUAGCCAAGAAACUGAACACCUACGUGAACAAAAUGCAGCAACUCGAAUUCAAGCAAAUUAUCGUGGUUACAGAGAUAGAAAACUAGUUAACGAAAUGAAGGAAAACGAACGUGAUGUGGAUCAUUCUGGAGAACAGCUAAACACAGAAGAUGAAGCACAUCUUGAAAGUGUAAGAGACAUUGAUCAAACAAGUGUUUUACCAAAUCAUACAAUUUCACCAAAUAGUCAAUUGUUUGAAGAAAACAGAGAUUUUAAUCAAUUAUCACAAUCACAAAAAUAUAGUGAAGACGAGGCAGCUACCAUAAUUCAAUCUAGAUAUCGAGGUCAUCUUCAACGAGAACGUUUUCAUAGUACUACAAAAAUAAAACGAAUAUUCAUUAAUAAUGAUGAUUCAAACGAUGAUAUUGUAACUGAAAACAACGUAGUUAUUGAUCAAACUUCCAAUCCAUCACAUCAUCAUCGUUAUUCAGAUUCUGUACAAUCUCCAAUAGAAUCAAAAGAAAUAGAUAUUGAAGAAAAAGUUACUGGUAAAGAAUUAUUAAAUAACAAUAAAAUCGAAGAAAAUUUCCGGAUAUCUGACGACGAAAUCUCACCUCUUCAAGAAGGAAAGAAUUUAGAAUCUGACAAACAAAUAACAAACGAUUAUUUUAUUGAAGAUUCUAACGAAAACACAACUGAAGAUAUAAGCAUUGCAAAUAAUACUGAAUCAGAAGAGCAAACAACUGAACAAACACCUAGAAAAGAAGAUGAGGAAGCAGACGUUAAGAAACCUCAAAAUUCAGAUAAUGAAGGCUAAUUUAGAUUAUGCACAGUGAAUAAAUGAAUGAAUGGAUGGAUGAAUGGAUUAAUGUGAAACUUCAUAGUAGCUAUUUAUCUUAUUUAGUUUUUAUUAUUUUUUACUCUACCUCAUAUGAACAUUUUCUGAUGUUUUGCACAAUUUCUAAUUUAUGUACAUGUUUAAUCUAUUUUUGUGUUGUUGUUGUUGUUCUAUACAAUGAAUAAACUAGUGUUACUCAAUCAUGUGACAAUAUUACUACUACUACUAUUAAAAUUAACAGUAGUAUGUAUUUCCUUAAUUGAUAUCCGUUUUAGAUAUCAUUUGAUCAGAUAUAUAAACAUUACUUUUACUGUUGUUUCUUGGUUGGUUAUGUUGAGUAGGUAUCUUAGCAUAAGUGUCAUUAUGUCAUGGAUUACAUAACUUUAUAUUUGAAUUCCAUUUCUUUUUGUGCAACAGACAGAAAUAAUUACACUUAGUCGAUGUAGUUUGUUCAUUUUCAUCAUUUUACACUAUAUGAUAUGUUGUUGUUUACUUCAUGCAUAUGUAGUAAAACGGUUGAUUUUUUUAUCGAGAAUUUCGUUAAUUGUUCAUCGCUACAUGUUUUUCUUUUCAUUACGUUGUUCAGUAAAUAUAUUUAUGAAAAUUCACAUAA